Messenger RNA from Tupaia belangeri chinensis (Chinese tree shrew), 6671 nucleotides. It is a transcript of the gene KDM5A, whose product is annotated as lysine demethylase 5A. Lineage: Eukaryota; Metazoa; Chordata; Mammalia; Scandentia; Tupaiidae. Gene Ontology annotation, biological process: chromatin remodeling; regulation of DNA-templated transcription. The record is from RefSeq and is a predicted model, not a curated record. Gene Ontology annotation, molecular function: DNA binding; histone H3K4me/H3K4me2/H3K4me3 demethylase activity. Gene Ontology annotation, cellular component: chromatin; nucleus.
GCCGCCCGCCCCAGCCCCGCCCCUGCCCCUGACCACUGCCAUGGCGGGCGCCGGGCCGGGGGGCUACGCGGCCGAGUUCGUGCCGCCCCCCGAGUGCCCGGUCUUCGAGCCCAGCUGGGAGGAGUUCACCGACCCGCUGAGCUUCAUCGGCCGCAUCCGGCCUCUGGCCGAGAAAACUGGCAUCUGCAAGAUCCGGCCGCCCAAGGAUUGGCAACCUCCAUUUGCAUGUGAAGUAAAAAGCUUUCGUUUCACUCCGAGAGUCCAGCGUCUGAAUGAACUUGAGGCAAUGACUAGAGUGAGACUGGACUUCUUGGAUCAACUAGCAAAAUUUUGGGAACUUCAAGGAUCCACUUUGAAGAUCCCUGUGGUAGAGAGAAAAAUCCUGGAUCUGUAUGCUUUGAGCAAGAUUGUUGCCAGCAAAGGAGGUUUUGAAAUAGUCACCAAAGAGAAGAAAUGGUCUAAAGUCGGUAGCCGCUUAGGAUACCUGCCAGGAAAAGGAACCGGGUCUCUUCUGAAGUCACACUAUGAAAGAAUUCUCUACCCAUAUGAGCUUUUCCAGUCUGGUGUCAGCCUGAUGGGUGUACAAAUGCCUAAUUUAGAUCUUAAGGAAAAGGUGGAGCCCAAGGUUCCCAGCACUGAUAUUCACACUUCCCCAGAGCCAGGCACGAGAAUGAACAUUCUGCCGAAGAGAACAAGACGUGUCAAAUCUCAGUCAGAAUCUGGAGAGGUGAAUAGAAACACGGAGCUGAAGAAACUUCAAAUUUUUGGGGCUGGGCCCAAGGUUGUGGGCCUGGCAGUGGGAGCAAAAGAUAAAGAAGAUGAGGCCACCCGAAGAAGAAAAGUUACCAACAGGUCAGAUGCUUUCAACAUGCAAAUGAGACAACGGAAAGGAACUCUCUCUGUUAACUUUGUCGAUCUCUACGUCUGUAUGUUCUGUGGUCGGGGGAACGAUGAGGAUAAACUGCUUCUGUGUGAUGGAUGUGAUGACAGCUACCAUACAUUUUGUCUUAUUCCUCCACUACCUGAUGUACCCAAAGGAGACUGGAGGUGUCCCAAAUGUGUUGCUGAGGAAUGUAACAAACCUCGAGAAGCAUUUGGCUUUGAGCAAGCUGUACGAGAGUACACACUUCAGAGCUUUGGAGAGAUGGCCGAUAAUUUUAAAUCCGACUAUUUCAAUAUGCCAGUCCAUAUGGUUCCCACAGAACUAGUAGAAAAGGAAUUCUGGCGGCUGGUGAGCAGCAUCGAAGAAGAUGUUAUUGUAGAGUAUGGAGCAGAUAUCUCCUCAAAAGACUUUGGAAGUGGAUUUCCUGUGAAGGAUGGCCGGAGAAAGAUGCUGCCAGAAGAGGAGGAGUACGCACUCUCGGGGUGGAAUUUGAACAACAUGCCGGUGCUGGAGCAGUCUGUUCUUGCACACAUUAACGUGGACAUCUCUGGUAUGAAGGUGCCGUGGCUCUACGUGGGGAUGUGCUUUUCCUCCUUUUGCUGGCACAUCGAAGAUCACUGGAGUUACUCUAUUAACUACUUACACUGGGGGGAGCCAAAGACGUGGUACGGUGUGCCCUCUCAUGCUGCAGAGCAGCUGGAGGAGGUGAUGCGGGAGCUGGCUCCUGAGCUGUUUGAGUCGCAGCCUGACCUCCUGCACCAGUUAGUCACCAUCAUGAACCCCAACGUGCUGAUGGAGCACGGCGUGCCUGUGUACAGGACCAAUCAGUGUGCUGGCGAGUUUGUCGUGACCUUUCCUCGUGCCUAUCACUCGGGAUUUAACCAGGGCUACAACUUUGCUGAAGCUGUGAACUUCUGUACUGCUGAUUGGCUACCCAUUGGACGUCAGUGUGUAAGUCAUUACCGACGGCUAAGGCGUCAUUGUGUCUUUUCACAUGAGGAACUCAUUUUCAAGAUGGCGGCAGACCCAGAAUGCUUAGAUGUGGGGCUGGCUGCCAUGGUGUGCAAAGAACUGACUCUCAUGACUGAAGAAGAGACACGAUUAAGGGAGUCUGUUGUACAGAUGGGUGUCGUGAUGUCAGAAGAAGAAGUAUUUGAGCUUGUUCCUGAUGAUGAGCGACAGUGUUCGGCGUGCAGAACCACAUGUUUCCUCUCUGCGCUCACGUGUUCCUGUAAUCCUGAGCGGCUCGUGUGUCUCUACCAUCCAACUGACCUGUGCCCCUGCCCCAUGCAGAAGAAAUGUCUUAGAUAUCGCUACCCAUUAGAAGACCUUCCCUCUCUGCUGUACGGUGUAAAAGUCAGAGCCCAGUCCUAUGACACUUGGGUCAGCCGCGUUACAGAAGCGUUAUCUGCUAACUUCAGCCACAAGAAAGAUCUGAUCGAGUUGCGAGUAAUGCUGGAAGAUGCCGAGGAUAGGAAGUACCCCGAGAAUGACCUCUUUCGAAAACUCCGGGAUGCUGUCAAAGAAGCCGAGACCUGUGCUUCUGUGGCUCAGCUGCUUCUCAGCAAAAAGCAGAAACACAGGCAGAGCCCAGAUAGUGGGAGGACACGGACCAAGCUGACUGUGGAGGAAUUGAAGGCCUUUGUCCACCAGCUCUUCAGCCUCCCCUGUGUCAUCAGCCAAGCCCGACAAGUCAAGAAUCUCCUGGAUGAUGUGGAAGAGUUUCAUGAACGUGCUCAGGAGGCCAUGAUGGAUGAAACCCCAGAUUCUUCCAAACUGCAGAUGCUAAUCGACAUGGGCUCCAGUCUCUACGUGGAGCUGCCUGAGCUACCCCGGCUGAAGCAGGAGCUACAGCAGGCUCGAUGGUUGGAUGAAGUACGACUGACCCUGUCAGAUCCACAGCAAGUCACCCUGGAUGUCAUGAAGAAGCUGAUAGACUCCGGUGUGGGGCUGGCGCCCCAUCACGCUGUGGAGAAAGCCAUGGCUGAGCUACAGGAGCUGCUGACAGUGUCUGAGCGCUGGGAAGAAAAGGCCAAAGUCUGCCUACAGGCAAGACCACGGCACAGUGUGGCAAGUUUGGAAAGCAUUGUGAAUGAAGCCAAGAACAUUCCAGCCUUUUUACCCAAUGUGUUGUCCCUGAAAGAAGCCUUACAGAAGGCUCGUGAGUGGACAGCUAAAGUGGAUGCUAUUCAGAGUGGCAGCAACUAUGCUUACUUGGAGCAACUUGAGAGCUUAUCUGCAAAAGGACGCCCUAUCCCUGUGCGUCUGGAUGCCCUGCCCCAGGUGGAAUCCCAGGUAGCAGCAGCCCGGGCUUGGAGAGAACGCACUGGGCGCACCUUUCUCAAGAAGAAUUCUAGCCACACGCUGCUGCAGGUGCUAAGUCCCAGGACUGACAUUGGAAUAUAUGGGAGUGGUAAAAACAGAAGGAAAAAGGUAAAAGAACUAAUAGAAAAGGAAAAAGAAAAGGAUCUGGACCUUGAGCCUUUGAGUGAUCUGGAGGAGGGGUUAGAGGAGGCCAGAGACACAGCCAUGGUGGUGGCAGUUUUCAAAGAACGGGAGCAAAAAGAGAUUGAAGCUAUGCAUUCCCUCAGAGCAGCCAACUUAGCCAAGAUGACAGUGGUGGACCGCAUUGAAGAAGUAAAAUUUUGCAUUUGUCGCAAGACAGCAAGUGGAUUUAUGCUACAGUGUGAGCUCUGCAAAGACUGGUUCCAUAACAGCUGUGUUCCCCUUCCUAAAUCAAGUUCCCAGAAAAAAGGGUCCAGCUGGCAGGCUAAGGAAGUAAAAUUCCUUUGCCCUCUCUGUAUGCGGUCUCGAAGGCCCAGGCUAGAGACUAUUCUGUCACUCCUGGUAUCCCUUCAGAAGUUGCCUGUACGGUUGCCCGAAGGAGAGGCCCUGCAGUGUUUGACAGAACGUGCCAUGAGUUGGCAGGAUCGAGCACGGCAGGCCCUAGCCACAGAGGAACUGUCCUCUGCUCUGGCCAAGCUGUCUGUGUUGAGUCAGCGUAUGGUGGAACAGGCAGCUCGAGAAAAAACUGAAAAGAUUAUCAGUGCAGAGCUCCAAAAAGCAGCUGCCAAUCCAGACUUACAGGGGCACUUACCCAGUUUCCAGCAGUCCGCUUUUAGUCGGGUGGUGAGCAGUGUGUCAUCUUCCCCACGACAAACGAUGGACUAUGAUGAUGAAGAAACAGAUUCUGAUGAAGACAUUCGGGAAACGUACGGCUAUGACAUGAAGGACACAGCUAGUGUGAAGUCCUCUAGUAGCCUGGAACCCAAUCUGUUUUGUGAUGAAGAGAUUCCCAUCAAGUCUGAGGAGGUGGUAACUCACAUGUGGACAGCACCUUCAUUCUGUGCGGAACACGCUUAUUCUUCUGCUUCUAAGAGUUGUUCUCAAGGUUCUAGUACCCCAAGGAAACAACCUCCGAAGAGCACUUUACGAAUUUUGGAACCUCCAGUGCUGGAAUUGUCGCCUGGAGCCAAAGCGCAGCUGGAAGAACUUAUGAUGGUUGGAGACCUCCUAGAGGUAUCUCUGGAUGAGACGCAGCACAUAUGGCGGAUUUUGCAAGCCACACACCCACCCUCUGAAGACAGGUUCCUGCAUAUCAUGGAGGAUGACAGCAUGGAAGAGAAACCACUAAAAAUGAAAGGAAAAGACUCUUCAGAGAAGAAACGGAAACGGAAGCUAGAAAAGGUAGAACAGCUUUUUGGAGAAGGGAAACAAAAGUCAAAGGAGUUAAAGAAAAUGGAUAAACCUAAAAAGAAGAAAUUAAAAUUAAGUGCAGACAAAUCAAAGGAGCUAAACAAACUGGCCAAGAAACUAGCAAAAGAAGAAGAGAGAAAGAAAAAGAAGGAGAAAGCUGCUGCAGCUAAAGUCGAACUUGUGAAAGAGAAUACUGAGAAGAAAAGAGAAAAAAAGGUGCUGGACAUCCCGUCCAAGUACGACUGGUCAGGAGCAGAGGAGUCCGACGACGAGAAUGCCGUCUGCGCCGCGCAGAACUGCCAGCGGCCCUGCAAGGACAAGGUAGACUGGGUACAGUGUGACGGCGGCUGUGAUGAGUGGUUUCAUCAAGUCUGUGUGGGCGUAUCCCCAGAAAUGGCUGAAAAUGAAGAUUACAUCUGUAUAAACUGUGCAAAGAAGCAGGGGCCAGACAGCCCAGGUCACGUGCCACCUCCUUCCUUCAUAAUGGGCUACAAACUGCCAAUGGAGGAUCUUAAAGAGGCCAGUUAGCAGAUGCUUGGCUAGUGUGGGACAUGGGAGAGAUGGACCGCUUUGAGACCUUAGUCAUCCAGAAGAGUGGUUAAGCCCACUAGAAAUGUUGCUUCCAAAGAUGAGCGGCCUUCAGAGCGAGUGCUGACCUCUCGCAUGGACGGUGUGGGCUGCGCCCUCUCCCGCACAUCGUGCAGAGGCUGUCUUCUUUGCCACAGCAGCCAGUACUGCAGCUCGUCUCCUUCGACGAUGGCUUCCUGCCUUGAGGCCAGGCGCUUGGUUGAGCUCCACGGUGGCUGCUUGAUAGUGAUACGUUGGUGUGCUAGCAGGGCACAGAGCACGCAGGGCCAGUGGGUCUUAGAGGCCUAUGAUCUAGGGCAGCACCAUCCCAAGGUGCUGAGUACUUGGCUCUCCUUAGGAGGAGAGAGAGCUGGAGAAGAGUCAGUACCCCCUUUCUUCCACUGUGCCCUGCAGGUAGAGCGAGGAGAAACGGCCAAAGCUGUUCCCGUUAAAGGUUAGGAGAUGGCAGCACAGGCCAAGAACCCUGCCAGUAGUGCUUGUCUGUACCGAGAAGAAAACCCCGAGUAAGAGACUCCCUCACCACCUGAGGCAGGUCACCUUCGCUUCCUAAAUGUCUCUGGCUCAUCUAGUUCAGAAAUCUGACUAGAUGAGAUUCUGGGAAGAAGACUCUUAUUUCAAGGCAGGGAGCCUUUUUAGGCUUCGGGAACUCACUGUCUUGGGUCUGCAUCUUAGAGGAGAGCAGUACGUGGAUCCAGGCUUCUGCAAAAAGAAAGAGAAAAAGAAGAAACAAUAGAGCAGUCCCAGUGCCUCCCUGGGCCCGUGACGCAUGCCUUUUGGGGACAGCUUCAUUCACAAGUACUCCAGACGCCACCAGGCUUCAGGCGUGCCGUGAGCAAGACCAACGCAACAGCUUUCCUUGCCGCCCGACCCCGAGCCUGCUGUUGCCAGCACGGGCCGUUUCUGAGCACGGCACGUGGCAGAUGCCGUUGAAGAACACCAUGACUUCAUCGGAGGGCGUGGGUUUGUAGUACCUCUGGGUGGUUGAAGUGGUUUUAGUAAAUCCAUUUUUAAAAAGAAAAAAAAAAAGGACUUGUUUUUACUUUUUUCUAAAUGUCUCUGACUACUGACUGUUCUAUGAAUAGAUUAUUUUUCCUUUUUUAAUAUACAUAUAUGAAUAUAAAUAUAUAUCUAUAUUUACUGUUACCAGCAGCAUAUGACAGAAUUUCGGCAUCAAAAAAUCCAUCUGGGGGCUUUCUUCUUCUUGUUUUUUUUUUUUUGCCUCUUGAUAAACCCCAUUCCUUCCUUGUAGUACAAGGAGUUAGCACUCCUUUCUCCAUCCUAGCUUGAGCAGAUCUUCCAUUUCACAGUUGUUCAAAUAGAUGAUUAUAUUUCUCUGGUGUUUCGGGACUCCUCCCUGUCUGUUGGGGCUGGGUCUUACUCCAGUCCGUGCUGGCCCGUGUCUUCUGUAUGUGAAUGUGUGAGCUACGGUGCCGUGUCCUCUUCCUCGUGUGUGCUUCGGUCUCGUUAAGGUGACAGGUGGUCUGUAUGUAACUUAUUAGAAGGG